AUGCAACAGCACAAAAUCCAUGGUGACUUCAUCUUGAUUGCACCCAACCACGUUUCCAUCAAUAAUCUAGAGGCAGUGAAUACCAUCUACGGUCACAAGUCUGGUUUCGUCAAGAGUGACUUCUACGAUGCAUUCCUUCAAGUCGCACCGGUGGUCUUUAAUGUCAGAGAUCCUGAUGCUCACCAGCGGAAGAGAAAGUUUUUGAAUCCCGCAUUUUCUGCAAAAGCGCUUUCUGAUUUUGAACCGCACAUGAACACUGAGCUGCUGGCAUGGAAAAAGAGGCUUUUAGAAAUGGUGAAGGGAGGGAGCGCGUCGGUCGACUUUGUUACGUGGACAAACUACCUUGCUUUUGAUGUCAUUGGUCGCUUUGCGUUUGGUUCAUCUUUCGGAUUUAUUGAGAAAGGAAUGGAUCCAUACAACCUCAUUGCUACCAUUGACACACGAGGGGAAGUUCUCAAUGCCUUAGGCUCACUCCCAUCUUGGAUUCGACCUUGGAUGAAGUACAACUAUCUCGAUCCCUUCUGGAGCGCUGGUCUGCGCGCAAGGGCCAACUUGGAAAGCAUUGGCCGGGCAGCGUAUCAACGACGCAAGAACCACAACCAUCCUGAAAAGGACCUUUUGUCAUUUCUGUUCCAUGCAAAAGAUGACAACGGUUCGAUUGCAGAACAAGAAAUAAUCGCUGAAUCGAUCAGCUUUAUAGUUGGAGGUAGUGAUACGACUAGCAGCACGAUAACGAAUUUCAUAGACUUUGUAUCGCGGGACCCAGCUCUUCAAAAAGAGCUGCAGGCUGAACUGGACAAGGCUUUUCCCGGAAGGCAAAAUGGUGAUUGGGUGGCUCCUGACGACGUCGUUCAACAUCUACCACUGUUAGUCGCCACACUCCGUGAGGUUUUGCGCAUCCGGCCCACGAGCGCAACAGGACUAGAACGCAUUGUACCUGAAGGUGGUAGAACUAUUGCAGGCGUCUUUUUCCCAGCAGGUACAAUCGUUAGUGUUCCAACUUGUGGUUUGCUGAGCAACGAGAGAGUUUUUGAGGCCCCGGAGAUGUUCCGUCCGCAGAGAUGGAUGACAGACGAUGCCAAAGAUAUGAUGGCCUACUUUCUUCCCUUCUCUACCGGACCAAGGGCUUGCAUCGGACGAAGGUUUGCUUGGAUGGAAAUACUGAAGGCCGUAGCGGUAUUAUUCAAGCUAUUUGACACGGAAAGAGUUAACAAGAAGCCGACCAUCAUUCGUGAGGGCUUCUUCAACAAAACCUCGGAGUGUGAAUGCGUCAUUAGGUUAAGGCAUGAAGGCACACUGACAGAAAAAGAACUCGAAUAA
Molecule: messenger RNA, 1320 nt
Organism: Bipolaris maydis ATCC 48331
Lineage: Eukaryota; Fungi; Ascomycota; Dothideomycetes; Pleosporales; Pleosporaceae
Product: cytochrome P450
Molecular function (GO): iron ion binding; heme binding; monooxygenase activity
Source: RefSeq, a predicted model, not a curated record